Molecule: messenger RNA, 186 nt
Organism: Racocetra persica
Lineage: Eukaryota; Fungi; Glomeromycota; Glomeromycetes; Diversisporales; Gigasporaceae
Source: the annotation of a GenBank genome assembly
GGUCACUGGGCUAUAAACUGUGAACAAAUUCCACAACAUUAUCGUGGUUAUUGUUUUCGGUGUUGGGAAACUGAUGAACAUAUGGUUAAAGAUUGUCUAGCCGAAGAAGCUACCAAACCACCUUGGCUAACAAUUCAAGAAUAUCAAAUUUUGCAAAAAACUCAAUUACAGUACCAUAGGUGGUAG